AUGGAUGAUGACAGACCAAAAACAUCUUCGUUUUCGUUCUCCAGGUUUGGUCGUAGGUUGGAUUAGAGAAAGACUACUGGAACUAGAUUUUAUCCUUAAAAUGUCGUUACGAUUCCUCCUAUUAAAUUGGAAAAGAAAUAAACUCAAAAAGGAGAUUGGCUAUUCAGAAGAAUAGAUAGAUCGCAAGGAUCCAUCUAUUCAUAACAGUAAUAAGCAACCUAAGCAGAAAGAGAUUACAAACCUCAUUUUGAUAUUAUAGAGAAACAUAUUCCAACAAUAAGUUUUGAAAAGCAAACAAAGAGGAGAUCUAUGAGUCUAUCGAGCAAUUAAUAGGAUAUAUCGAAUGUUUAGAUUCCUCCUCCAAAAGUAAAGAUGAUGAUUCCAUUUGAAAAAUAAGAAGGAAGAAAGGAUGUGUAAAGGGAUACAGUUGAUAAAUUUUAUUAGCCAAUGGAUUUAGCAAAAACAAACAAUGCUCAUUCUUUUGAAUCCUAUUCAGCAAGGAAACCAUUGGUGGAGAAGGAUGCUAUGCCCGAUUAUGAGAUUUAGAAGAGUUUCAAUUACAUAAAAUCUAGAAGGUCUACAGCUGUUGAUUUUGGGAAGUCAUCUUAUUAAAAGGAGCACUUGCCUAUAACAUCCUUGUUAGAUUAUGAUGUCAAAUUAAAUAAGAAAAUCAGAACAAUCUUGUUUCAUAAGCAAAUACCCAGGGAGAAAAAACCAUAGAAUGAAAUGUUUAAUAAACUGUUUCAGCGUUUAAAAGCCAGGGUUAAUUGA
Molecule: messenger RNA, 771 nt
Organism: Paramecium octaurelia
Lineage: Eukaryota; Ciliophora; Oligohymenophorea; Peniculida; Parameciidae
Source: the annotation of a GenBank genome assembly